Messenger RNA from Hippoglossus stenolepis (Pacific halibut), 8834 nucleotides. Its product is annotated as AT-rich interactive domain-containing protein 1B. The coding region runs from base 571 to 7461 and encodes 2296 amino acids. The transcript is spliced from 22 exons. NCBI's taxonomy places the organism in Eukaryota, Metazoa, Chordata, Actinopteri, Pleuronectiformes, Pleuronectidae. Gene Ontology annotation, cellular component: SWI/SNF complex; nucleoplasm; brahma complex. Gene Ontology annotation, biological process: chromatin remodeling; positive regulation of DNA-templated transcription; regulation of transcription by RNA polymerase II. The record is from RefSeq and is a predicted model, not a curated record. Gene Ontology annotation, molecular function: nucleosome binding; DNA binding.
GAGUCAUUCCCUGACCGUCUGACAUGUAAUUACUGGUCGAAAUGUUUAUGUUGGAAUAAGAAUUUGGACAUGUAUGUCAUGUUAAAAUACAACCACGUCGGUGUAUCGUUUUUAUUCUGAAAUCUGUCCUUAAAUCAUCGUAAAAGAAACAAGAAAGAAAAUGCGGCGUGCGUAAUGGCUCGCUGCUCCAGUCCGGAUUUUCCACGCGAGGCGCGCCGGAGCCCUGGAGGUGGAUAAGCUGGUAGAGCCCGCUCUCUCUCAUGCCAUGCUGGGCCACAGGGGCUCCGGGAGACGCUGCUACAUAUUACCGAGAACCGGGAUGGAGGAGAGGCGGAGGGGGGAAGAAAAAAGUUUCGUUUAAACCUGGCAGAGAAACUCUCAACAUGAAGCCUCACUGACGCACCGUCUCACCACCGCCACAGCAACGCCAGCGCUAGAACAAAGCUUGCUUUUCCAUUGAACAUAUUUUUCACCUCCCAGCUUGUGCUUUUCUUGCCCUCUUGUGUUAUUUUCUGUGAGCGACGCUGGUCGGGGCUUGCUGUCACUGCGCGCUGAGAUGUUGGAGUGACCAUGGCUGCGCAAGUGGCAUCGGCUCCGACCAGAACUAAUAACAAAAAUAAGAAAUUAUCCAGCGGUCUGGGUCCGGAGCUCAAUUCGGGGAAAUCCGGAGGAGGUGGAGGAGGAGGGACCGUGCAGCGAAGUGGACCGAUGCUGGGAGCCGGAGAUGGGACUCUGAAUAAUGUAGACCAUCGCCGCCGUAACGAGCUCAACAUGGUCCAUUCAACUUCCACGACUCACGGCGCGCCGGACGGCCACGACAAGGAUGGGAAUAACCUCACGUCCGCGUCGGCGUCGACUAAUUCAACCACUUCCUCGAUGGAAGCGGGUUUGAUCGCAAACCACAAGCUGAAAUGUGUGGGGAGCGGAGAUCCCCCUCAGUCCCAGCCGCUGCCUCAGCAGCAGCCACCGCCGCAAUUUGGCCAAUUUGCGCCACAUCAGCAGCGACAGAUCCAAAGUAACAACACCGCCAAUAACAACGGCCAGGGGCCCCGUGGAGACCGGGGCAUGGAUCACCAGCACCACGGUGGCAAAGAGAACCUGUUGGGGGGGCAGGGGGAGCCACAGCAGCAGCAGCAGCAGCACAUGCCAGGUAAAGGUGAGGGGGAGCUCACCUGUAAACCCGCGGAGAGGAUGACGAGUACCAGGUACGAUCAUUCUAACUUAGGGCCAACUAGUAACAACUCCGAGUUUAACAACAACUAUUACACUCCACGGCCCUGUUACGAGCAACAUGGCGGACAGCAGCAGCAAAGCAGUGGGAUGGGGGUAACGCACUCCUCGGCACAUAACAGCAUGGAGAAUUCCCACGAAGCAGGGUUCCACAACAACCAGUACAACCAGUACCCGGGGUACCGGGCGAGCUACGGCGGCGGGGCCUACGGGAUGAUGGGGCCCUCUGGGUGCCGGCAACCUGGGAACAUGAUGAUGGGCAGCAACUCCUCAACAAGCCACGGCAAGUCUCCCCUGGGAGCGGGUUCGGGCGGCUUCCAGAGGUUCCCGGGACAAACCCAGCAGCAGCAGCCGCAGCCGCAGCCGCAGCAGCAGCAGCAGCAGCAGCAUCCCUCAGGGGCCACCCCGACCCUCAACCAGCUGCUCACGUCCCCCAGCCCGAUGAUGCGGGGUUAUGGCGCUGCCUAUCAAGACUACAGUGGCCCCACGGCGCAGCAGCAGGGCGCUAUGGGCCUGGGGAAAGACGUGGGGCCCCAGUACGGACCCGCUUCGGCUCACGGCUGGGGAGGACAGCAAAGGAACCACCCUCACUCUCUGAGCCCGGGUAACGGAGGACAAGGCCUCGGCAGGACGCAGGUGUCCUCCAUGGACUUCAUGGCUAUGAAGCGAUCGCAGCUGUACGGCAUGGCCAACAAUCCUUACUCCACUCCACAGCAGCCAGGGGGCGGACCUUACCCCCCUAGCCAGCCGUACACGUCACCUCCUCCGCACCGAUAUCCGAUGGGCAUGCAGGGGAGGGGUCAGAUGAUGGGUGGCAUGCAGUACCCUCAACAGCAGCAGGUGGCGCCGUACGGCCAGCAGGUGAUGGCGGGCUACGGGCAGCAGCAGCAGCCAGGGCAGCAGCAGCAGGGAACCCCCCCAUACUUCAGCCCCCCUCAGCAGACCCCUCCUGGCCCAAACCAAAGCCCCUACCUGCAGCCUCGACCACCACCACAACAGGAGGCCCAGCAGGAGAGCUACAACACCCGGGGUCCUGCUCCAGGGAAUUCUGGGAAGGCCAACAAUGAGGAUGGUGUCUCCCAGGACCGCCCCUCCAGUCUGCCGGAUCUGUCCGGCUCGAUUGAUGACCUCCCCACAGGGACGGAGGCUGGUCUGGUCUCGACCGUCAGCGCCGGUGGGUCGUCCUCCAGCAGCAGCAGCAGUAGCCAGGGGGAGCAGGGAGGCGCCAGUAACCAGGGACAGUCCCCCUUCUCCCCGCACGCCUCCCCACAUCUCCCCAGCCAGAGGAGCGGCCCCUCUCCUUCCCCUGUUGGCUCGCCGGCGGGCUCCACUCAGUCCCAGCACUCUCGCUCUGGCUCUGGACCCAUCUCUCCUGCCAGCGGACCCUCUGCCAACAACGCCGCACCAGGUUCCAACGUGGCCCUGCAGAGCUCUGGAAACGGACCAGAUGGAGCCCACCCACCAAUCACCCGCUCACCUAUGGCUCAGGAGAGAGGAUUUAUGUCCAACAUGCAGAGGAACCAGGCCGGCUCCCAGUUUGCUUCUCCUCAGUCUGGACCCUCUAUGUCCCCGCACCCUUCACCUGGGGGCCCAUUGUAUCCUGGAAUGGUUCCCUACUCCCAGAGCGGCCCCACAGGCCAUUACGGACCUCAAGGAUCACAGUAUGGACAUCAAGGUAACUACCCCCGUCCCUCUAACUACAGCGGGACGGCCAGUGCCAGCUACAGCGGCCCCGGCCCCAACAGCCUGGGUAUGAAUGCUACCAGCCCUAUGCACGGCCAGGGUCCCGGCCAGCCCAUACCUGUGGGACGUAGCCAUGGCCCGAGCAACCAGAAUAGGGUUUAUCCGCCAAUGGCUCCCAGCUCUCCCAGCAUGCCUCAGCCAGCUGGGCCUGGGAUGGGUCCUCCGUCUUUGGGUAGCUCUAACCGCAAGGUUCAGGAUGCAGGAGCCGCUGUGGUGCUGGGAUCUGCCAACUCAACACACAACAGGCAGGGCAGCUAUCCAGGCCCCGGCAUCAGCCAAGCAAGCACUAUGGCCACCACCGUCCCCUACAGCCAGCCAGCAAGCAACAACAGCUCAGCUAUGGGUAACGCACAAGGUCCAGCCUACAUGCCGCCUUCAGGAGCCUUGGCGAUGUCAGGGGACGGAAUGAUGAGCCCGGAUGGGAAACCCAAAGUGGACGUGAAAGAUGACACAGGCCCCGUCAACGAGCCUCCCAAACCAAAGCUACAGGACGGCUACAGCAACAACAACAGCAGCAGCAGCAGCUCCCAGCAGUGUGUGUCCCAGCCAGCGACACCAGGCGGCGCCUUGCCCGUGCCCUCCCCUCUCUCCCCCAGCCCGGCCAGCUUGUCCUCCUACCACGGGGACGACAGCGACAGCAUCAGCAGCCCACCAUGGCCACUCAAGACCCCUUCUAGCCCCAAAGCCAACCCUAACGCCUCCUCCCUCAGUGGGGAGCGAAUCACGCGCCUUUUUGAGCUGGGUGUGGAGCCAGAGAGGCGGGGCUGGGUGGAACGAUACCUGACCUUCAUGGAGGAGAGGGGCACGGCCGUCUCCCAGCUGCCCACUGUGGGCAAGAAGCCACUGGACCUGUGGAAGCUCUACUUGGCUGUCCGUGAGAUAGGAGGCCUCGCCAUGGUAAACAAGAACAAGAAGUGGCGUGAGCUGUCCACCACGCUGAACGUUGGCACGUCGAGCAGCUCCGCCAGCGCCCUCAAGAAGCAGUACAUCCAGUAUCUGUUCGCCUACGAGUGUAAGAUGGAGAGGGGAGAGGAGCCGCCGGCGGACAGCAGCAGCAGCAGCGGCAGCGGCAGCGGCAGCGGCAGCGGCAGCAGCAGCAUGGCUGGAGGGGAAAACAGGAAGCAGGUCAAGAUCCAGCCACCGUCACCUGCAAACUCAGGCGGCUCCCUCCAAGGCCCACAGACACCACAGUCGUCUGGCAGCAGCUCCACAGCAGAGGCAGCAGGGGACCUGAAACCCCCCACACCUGCGACCACCCCUCUGGGGCAGGUCACACCGCUGCCCCCCAACAGGAGUAGUGUGAGCGUACAGGACCCCUUCUCGGAGGUGAGCGACCCGGCCUUCGUAAAGCGUGCUGCCUCCCUGCCCCCCUCAGCUCCCUACCAGCAGGGCCUCAGCAUGCCUGACAUGAUGAUGAGGAUGCAGUACGACACCAAGGACCCCUUUGCCGGGAUGAGGAAGAUGGCUGGAGCUGAUCCCUACAUACCAGGUCAGAUGCCUGGUGGUGGUCUGCAGGACAUGUAUGGCCGACCCCCAUCAUCUCUGAGCAUGAGCCAAAGAUCACAGUAUCCGUACGGGCCAGGCUACGACAGGAGACCAGACCAUGUGAUGGGGAUGGAGGGGAGCAUGGGUCCUCCUGGGAGUCAGAACAACCUGGGGCCGUCCAACAGCGAGGGCAGCAUGUACUCUGCCAGCAGAUACCCUUCACAGCAGAGACACGACGGCUACGGUCAGCAGUAUCCCAGCAUGCCAUAUGGGAUGCAUCCAUCUGGGAUGUACCCACAACAGCAGGGCUACAAACGGCCCAUGGACGGUAUGUACGGCCCCCCACCCAAGAGACAUGAGAGCGACAUGUAUGCCAUGCAGUAUGGUAACCAGCAGCCGGACAUGUACAACCACUACAGUGGUGGAUACUCAGGCCCUGAACACAGAGGCUUACAGGGACAGUUCCCCUACCCUUACCCCCGCGACCGCAUAGGCCCCUCAGGACAGAGCCAGCACAGUUUGAUGGGCGGGGGGCCCACUCCUAACCACGCUGCUGAUGGGCCCAACAUGUGGCCAUCCAGGACAGACCUGGGCUAUCCCUACCCCAACCGACAGGGUCCGCCAUCUCAAAUGCCACCGUACGGCUCCAUUGGUAGAGAUGACAUGGACGGGCGGCCUGGGCAGGAGCAGUGGCACCGUCAGUCUCCCUACUUGUCUUCAGCAGGUGGCAUGCCGCCCCUGUCCCGCCAGCCAUCGUCUUAUUCCAACUCCCCAUCCAUGGCCAACCACCUGCCCAGAGCACCCAGCCCAGGGGCCUUCCAGCGCUCCCUGGACUCUCGGAUGUCACCCAGCAAAAUGCAGUUCAUGUCGCCCAUGAAGAUGCCUAAGCCUGGGAUGGCCAUGAUGGGCUCACAGGGCGGUGGAUCCAUGGGUCAGUUUCCUCCCAACCUGAGGAGGGACCUCAACUACCCACCAGGAUCAGUGGAGGCCUCCAUGCCCAUCCUCAAGCCCCGUCGCAAGCUCACCUCCAAGGAGACUGGUACGCCUGAGGCCUGGCGCGUCAUGAUGUCUCUGAAGUCUGGGCUGCUGGCAGAGAGCACAUGGGCUCUAGACACCAUCAACAUCCUGCUGUAUGACGACAGCACUGUGGCCUCCUUCAUCCUCUCUCAGUUGCCUGGAUUCCUCGAGCUCAUCGUGGAGCACUUCCGCCGCUGCCUGAUCGAAAUCUUUGGGAUCCUGGAAGAGUUUGAGGUGGGAACCGUAGCUCAUAAAAACUUUUUGGAUCCUCCUCCUAACCAGAAGGAAGAAGAACCCACCCCUGAGCAGGAAACGGACUCUGCUGUUCAGCCUGAGUCAGAGUCAGCCCCGGCAGUGGAGACGCAGGUGGAGCAAACAGGAGGCGUCACAGAGGAAGCUCCAACCGUUGCUGCAGAGCCAGAGUCUGCUGUGGUGAACGGUGAAAAGGAGGAGUGUGAGGCGAGCAGAAAGAAGGAGGACAAGAACAAGGAAGACAGAGAGAAAGAGGGGAAGGAAAAAGAAGAGGGUGAAAAAGGAGCAGAGAGUAAAAAGGAGUCUACGGAGCAGCCUGUCACUGAGUUACAACCUAAACCUCAACAAGCCAGCAAAUACGAUAAGCUCCCCAUCAAGGUCGUCCACAAAGAGGACCUGAUUGAAGACAUGACAGAGCGCUUAGGUUACAUCACUGAGUUCACCAGUGGGCUGCUCCACUGGCAGGCCGGUGGUGGCGACUCCACCGCACACAUUCAGACACACUUUGAACCCCGGAUUGCUCCACCUGCCAGAGCGGAUGAGAAAACAAGAAAAGAGGACAAGCAGGAACAAAAGAUGGAGGACGGGAAGAAACAACCACUGAAACACAUCACCGCUACCAUUGAUGAUGUUUUGUGUGCUCGUGUUGACGCCCUCUCUUACGCCCACCCUGCACGCUCCUUGCCAUCCUACCCCUUCCGGGUGCACCCGGACGGGGAGCAGGACCACAUCACCCUGCUUGAGGAUGAGCCUCGCUGCCUGGACGAGGCUCCGCUCUCCACAAUAUCCGCCUGGCAGGACUCGCUGUCCAAGCGGUGCCUCUGCGUCUCCAACAUCGUCAGGAGCCUGUCCUUCAUCCCUGGCAACGACUUGGACAUGUCCCGCCACCCUGCACUGGUUCUUCUCCUGGGCAGGCUGCUCCUGCUGCAACACCAGCACCCGGAGAGGAUGAGGUCGCCCCCUAGCUACCAGAGAGACGAACAGCGCGAGCAGGGGCUGUCGAGUAGCAAAGAAGAGUGGUGGUGGGAGUGUCUGAGUCUGCUCAGGGAGAACGCCCUGGUCACGCUGGCCAACAUCUCUGGACAUCUGGACCUCUCCACCUACUCAGACACCAUCUGCCUCCCCAUCCUGGACGGCCUCCUCCACUGGAUGGUGUGCCCCUCCGCUGAAGCCCAGGACCCCUUCCCGUCAGCAGCGCCCCACUCCCUGCUCACCCCUCAAAGGUUGGUGCUGGAGUGCCUCUGCAAGCUGAGUAUCCAGGAUGGCAACGUCGACCUCCUGCUAGCUACGCCGCCCUUCAGCCGACAGGAGAAACUGUUCACUGUCCUUCUCCGUUACGUGGGACAAAGGAAGGCCCAGGUGUACAGGGAAAUGGCGGUGGCCGUCCUCUCCCACCUGGCACAAGGAGACCCCACAGCAGCACGUGCCAUAGCCAUGCAGAAGGGCAGUGUGGGUAAUUUUGUUGGUUUCUUGGAGGAUGGCGUUAGCAUGGCGCAGUACCAGCAGAACCCUCACAGCUUACUGCACAUGGGGCAUCCCCCUUUGGACCCGCCGAGCAUAAACAUGAUGUGCAGAGCAGCCAAAGGCCUCUUGGCCAUGGCUAAAGUGGAGGAAAACAAAACGGAGUUUGCGCUGUACGAGAGCCGAUUAUUAGACAUCUCCAUUUCCUCUGUGCUCAGCGCUGGAGUGGUGACCAUUAUUUGCCAAGUUCUCUUUCACUUGGGGAAAUUAUGACAGGAGGAGAGGCAGGACUCGUGUGGCAGACCCUGACAGUGUACAAGAAAUUUCUGUGGUUUUCUAUUUUUAUUUAUCGAAAUGACAGAAAAUGUUUGUUUUUGUUUUUUUAAAGGAGUAUCCACAUAAACAAAAUAUAUAUGUAAAGCGUCUGGGCCCUGUUAAAAAAGUGGGUUCAGGAUUUGAAAGCUCAGUUUAAUACAAAUAUUUAAUACCUGCUGGUGUCGGAUUGCUACGUUAAAUUUUUUUGUUUGUUUGGCAUAUUUGUUUCUGUUUGUUUACUUUUUCAGCCAAAGCUGCCACCAGAUGUUGGUGCUGAAUUACAUGGUUCCUUUUGAGUCGAUGAGUCAUCGAGAUGUUUUUCAGUUUUAUAAAUGCUAAUAUACUCAUCAACAUUUUGUUAAUGGAGAGUAUUUAUUUAAAAUGUGACACUGUACAGUAGUUUGAACCUUUUUGCCAACAGUUGUGGGGAAGAGAAAUGCUGACUUUUUAAAAUGAAAUGUAUAUGUCUCCAUCGCUGGAAGAUAAAAUUGUGCAAUAGGACUCGAGCAAGUUGUCCGUUCUGAGAACCAGAAGAAAAUGUUAAACUGCAGUGUGUGCUUUAGGCCAUGAGGAGGCAGCAUUGCACCAGCCAAUCAACAUGAGAGCAGAGCGUCUGUCAGAGGAAGAAGUGUCUAAUUUAUCAAUCAUAGCCUCAACAACUUUCACAGAAGAUCUUUGUGUUUCCUAAGCACUUGUGUCAUGUCUGUAUUUUUUCAUCAUUGUGUAUAUAAACCGUUGUACAAUGGACGCACAUGAUUCUUUCAGUCUCUAUCAAGCAUAGCAACAGAUGGGACUUUCUGACUAAUAUAACAAAUGCUUUUAUUGUUGGUAAAAUUUGUUAUUGUUAUUAUACAUAUUUUGUUAAUGGGGUCAAAUAUUUGAACAUGGCAGAUGUAACUGAUGUUUCAAUGUAAAAAAAAUCCUGUAUGCAUUGUAUUAUAGCUGAGAAAACAAUCGCUUUGGUAAUCAAACGUGGAAGUGCCAGGGUGAGAGGAUAUCUAGGAGAGGUGACAUAAGCAACCUGAACACAUUUCUGUUUGUUACUGUCCUCCAUUCAUGUCAAUGGGCAUAUUUUUUUCAAUCUAGAUAAACGCUCUAAAAGAAAAGUCUGAAAAGACCAUUCAAAAUGUCCUGAAAGCUCAUUGUAAAAAAAACAACUUGCCUUUUUUUCGUAUGACUCCAUGUCUCUCUUUUAUUCAGUAUACACAUUUAUACUCUGUGCUGCACAUGUCACAAAAUAAAUGUACGAUGAACAUCGUUAAACACCGGAGGCGUUGCAUUAUGUCCAGACAAUCUUAGGCCAAUAAAACAAACAUCAACUGCUUACGUGA